Dermatophagoides farinae (American house dust mite) is the source of this 4426-nucleotide messenger RNA. RefSeq names its product JNK-interacting protein syd (gene syd). The record is from RefSeq and is a predicted model, not a curated record. Gene Ontology annotation, biological process: vesicle-mediated transport. Gene Ontology annotation, molecular function: signaling receptor complex adaptor activity; JUN kinase binding; kinesin binding. Lineage: Eukaryota; Metazoa; Arthropoda; Arachnida; Sarcoptiformes; Pyroglyphidae. Gene Ontology annotation, cellular component: cytoplasm.
UUUUAAUAUUAUUGCUGAAUUUCUAAAAUUCAACCCAGAUGUUUUGUUGUUCAUGACGAUGAUGAUUAAUGAUAAUAAUAAUCAUUGUUCCCAUUUAGGAAUCACAAAUAUUUCAUCCUUUUUACGUAUUUUAUUCCCUUAAUCACUUCGGAUUCGAUUAAUCGAUGAAUUAAAAUAUACAAACCUAUGCUAGUCAUUAUCCAAAGAUAUAUAGUGUUUAUGAUUCGUUAAAAAUUUAAAUAAAAAACAACAAAACUCACUCAAAAUUUCGACCGAUUACGAUUUUUUUUUUUGUUGUACAUUCAUACCAUAUGUUUCAUAUCAUAUCAUGAAUAUCAUCAUACAGGAACAAGAUUCCAAAUCAAAAAUGAAUUCAAAUAACAACUAUAAUAGUGAUGAUAGUGAUAUAAAUCUACUGAACAACAACAACAACAAUAAUAAUAAUAAUAAUCCAAUGAAAAGUAUCAUAGAUAACACAAAGACGACAAGAGAAUCACCGAUGAAGGACGAUAUAAAUUAUCAGAAUAAUCAGAAUAAUAAUAAUACAACUGAUCUUCAAGUGCAAUCAUCCUCAUCAUCGGCCAAUAAUAGUCAAAUAUUUGGCACACCCAUCACAAUCACCAAUGAAACUAUAUAUGAAUUUGGUAGCCAUUUUGAAAAUCCAUCACAUGUGAUCAGCGAAAAGGUGCAAAAUUUGGCAUCACAAAUCUAUAAUGAAUUGCAAAAAAUUCUUACUCGUUAUAAUGAUGAUGAAGAAGCAGUUAAUGGUCUAAUGCCAUUGAUAGUCAAUGUUCUCGAAAGUUUGGAUCUAGCAUUGAUUGAGAAUCAACAGCUACAGGUCGAUCUGGAAUUAUGUAAAGAUGAUAAUGAACAAUUAGUGCAAGCAUUUGAAAAAGAAAAACAGCACAAGAAAAAGAUUGAACAACGUUUAUUUGAAUAUGAAUUCUCCACUGAAGAAGAGAAACAGCAUUACCAACAACAUAUUGAUUCAUUGGCCAAUAUUGUUAAAAUGUUGGAGUUGAAGGCUAAAAAUUCUUCUGAUCAUUCCACCAGACUUGAAGAGAAGGAAAGCGAAAUGAAAAAAGAAUACUCAAAAUUACAUGAAAGAUAUAACGAACUUCGACGUAGUCAUUUUGAUUUAAUGGAAAGAGUCAAAAUCAUAUUGGGCACUGAUAUGGACAAUAAAGAUCAAAGCCUUAAGGAACCACCAAAUUUUUCUAAUUUAUCCGGUGUAUUCCGUACUAAUUUACAGAAAUUUGUUUCAAAUGAAGAUAAUAUGGAAAAUUAUGACCUAAGCGGAAUGAGCACAAUGACACCCAGAGUUGAUGAUGAUGAUUCAUUUAUUCAUUCGAAUAAUUCAUUUGUCACAUCUGCCGGUACAUCUUCGUUAUCGAAUCGUCAGGAUCGAUGGAUCGAAACAGAAAUGUCAUAUGAUGAUACCACCACCAUUAUUGAAGAUGUCGAAGAAUUACAAAAGGAUAACAAUAAAGAUAAAAAUAAUCGUGAUCAAAGUCUAUCAGGGAAAUAUGUUCAUCCAAGUGAAUAUUCUACAAAUGAAAAUUUUUUCGGUAUGGAAAAAGAAAUUGAAAAUUUAAUCACCGAAAAUAAUGAACUGAUGGCGACGAAAAAUGCAUUGAAUAUUGUCAAAGAUGAUCUUAUUGCCAAAGUGGAUGAACUACAAAGUGAUUUAGCCAUGUGUAAAAAUGAAAUACAGCAACGUGAAGCUGUUCAGGAACGAUUAAAAUCGCGAAUAUCACAAUUGGAAGAGGAAUUGAAAAAGAAUAAAGAAGAGCUAGAAGAUUGUAAACAAAAAUUAUCUGCAUUAAAAGAGGAUGAAGAAGAAGGCGUACCAAUGGCACAACGUAAACGUUUCACUCGUGUAGAAAUGUCUCGUGUAUUGAUGGAACGUAAUAGUUAUAAAGAAAAAUAUUUCGAACUACAAGAAGCUUUAAAAUGGGCAGAAUUAAGCCGCGCAAGUAGAAACGAAGAUAAACGAUCGAAUUUUUGGAAAUUAGGAAAAACUCCUUGGAUUGGUUUUAGUAAUCUAUUUAAUCCAAGUCCUACGACUGGAACAAUCGAUCAGACUCGACCAACUUCCACUGGUUCGACGACAAUAUCGACUGGUACUCCUGCUAUUCGUUAUUCCGCGAAUCCAACUGCAACCAUACCAGCAUUGGAAGCAAUGAGACGUCGUGCUCGUGUGCAACAGAAUGGUGAUCUCGAAUUAAUGAUGGAUUCGGAUUUAUCAUCAGAACGAGCUAGAGCAAUGAAAAAUCUUAAAGCACAUGUUAGCCGCUCUGGUAAUGGUGAUCGUAUACAAGCAUAUGGUUGGAGUAUAACAGGUGCCUCAUCAUCUUCUUCUCCAAGUUCUGAUUCAACAAACAAAACACCAUUCUCAUUGAAAAAUACAUCGGUUCCUGUUCCUAUAUAUUGUCGACCAUUAGGUGGUGAAGAUAUAGGCAUGAAAAUCUGGUGUGCCACGGCUGUUGAUUUAAGCGGUGGUGAAGCAGGAUUCCCUGAUACUAGUAAUGCCUCAAAUAAGUCGGAUUAUGAAAGUGAUAAAAGUAAUCAAGAUCCAUUAACAGAUUUAGAGAAUGAAAUUGAUGAAGCAAUCAAAGAGCAAACAUUACCAACGGAUCAACAAUAUUCGAAUUUUGUUUGGAUAUGCAGUGUUAGUCAUUCGAAAAGUAAAGUGACUAUCGUCAAUAUACGUAGCAAUCCUGGUGAAGUCCUUGAUUCAUUUUUUAUUAAAACACAUCUACUCUGUAUUUGUUCAACACCUGGUGCUAAGAAUAGUGAUUUUCUUGGCGACCAUGGUUUGUCGAUACAACCUGAGGAUCAUCCAGAAUUGUUUCUAAGCCAUCGGAAAGAGAAACCAUUAAAUGAUGUAGCUACAUCGAUUACAUUUUCAUCACCUGUACCCAGUAUACAAUCGGAUAUUUCAACUAAUUUUGAUACUAAUUCGAUCACUAAUGAAGAAUCAAUAUCGAAACAAUUAAAUAUUGAUGAGGCGAUAAAAGCGGAAGAAGCCUCCAGUGUUAAUUCAAUGCCAAUCUCACCGACAUCAUUAGCAACAGCAAUUAAUGAAAACGCAACGGAAGCCAAGAAUGUUACAUUGGAAAAAUUAACCGAAUAUGUAGCAUACACACAACCACCAUCGCCUACAAAUUCAAUGAAUGGUUGCGAUGAUGAAAGUGAUCAGCGAUCAAAUAACCAGCAAAAAUCGCAUACCUCAUCAUCAUCACCACAAGUAGAAACAAAUACGAUACGGUCAUCAAGUUCAUCAUUGCCCAUACAACCAAUGUCAACACGAUUACCGACAAUGUGGCUUGGUGGCCAAAAUGGUGUUUUAUAUGUACACUCAGCCAUUGCUCAAUGGUCACACUGUAUAGCGACAAUACAUUUGCCCGAUUCAAUUCUACAUAUUGUUCAUUAUCGUGGACGAGUUUUUGUUGCAUUAGCCAAUGGUCAAUGUUGUAUAUUCUAUCGUUGUGAACAUACGGGCGAAUGGAAUUUCAAUCAAUAUUACACACUCGAUAUCGGAAUCUAUUCGACUUUGAUGAACAAUCAACAUUCAUCAGCGGAAAUGAAUAAUAAUAGCAAGCAGCAGCCACAAACAGCAUUGUAUUCAAUUCGUUGUCUGGAAAUUGUCAAGGAUGUUGUCUGGCUGGGUUAUCGAAAUUUGAUAUUUAUUGUUAAUACACGAACAUUUAAAGUUGUCAAUUCGUUCAUCGCUCAUCCACGUAAAGAAACCUAUGUACGACAUUUGGCUGCCAUAGGAGAUGGUGUUUGGUGUUCGUUUCGGUUGGAUUCAACAUUACGAUUAUAUUCAGCAUUUAAACCGUAUCAACAUAUACAAACGAUAGACAUUGAACCAUAUGUAACGAAAAUGGUCAUGUCCAAAUCAUUCAAUUUUGUACGAAUAACAGCACUGAAAGCAAGUAAUCAUCGAUUAUGGAUAGGUACAUCUAAUGGUGUCGUAUUAUGUUUACCUUGUGCCACAACGGCAACACGAAAAUCAGAUGAUAAUACGAUGGCUGCUUUAAGUAAAAAAAUUCAAACCACCGAAGCAACUGGAUCAUUAACAAUAUCAUCAUUUAUACCAUUAUGUGAUGUGGCCACCAUACAGCUAUCCUUUCAUGGCCAUAAGGAUAAUAUUAAAUUUUUUGUUUGUACAAAUAAUCUUAUACUUAGUGGUGGCGAAGGAUAUAUUGAUUUCCGUAUCAACAACAGUAAUGAUGUCAAUUGCUCUCUUUCGAAAGGUGAUCGUUCACAUUUAAUUGUUUGGGAAAUUAAUGCCUGAAGAUAAUACAUCUGAAAUACACUUUGUAUAUCUCCCCAACUUUUGUUUGUAUAUAAAUCAACGAUAAAAUUUGUCAUUUUUUACAUCUCAUUUCAUCAGAUUCUUUACUUUUCAUCAUUCAUU